Menidia menidia (Atlantic silverside) is the source of this 2085-nucleotide messenger RNA. Lineage: Eukaryota; Metazoa; Chordata; Actinopteri; Atheriniformes; Atherinopsidae. The record is from the annotation of a GenBank genome assembly.
AUGGGCUCCCCCGGCCGGCCGCUGGGCUGUGGGCUAUGGACGGAACACCGGGGACAUGUCCUUCAGUUUGUUGAAGCCACACCGCCACACACAAGUCUCCCAGCAUGCAGUGAUAGUAUCUCUCCACUCAGCAGGAUGUUCACAGGCUCCACCAAGCUGCCGCCGGCUAAAACCCCCCAGCCCGAGCGGCUGGAUGAAGUGUACGCCGCCUUACGCAGAGGCUUACAGUCGUAUCUGCAGGUCCACCAGCUGGAGCUGGACAGCCUGGGUCAGCAGAUCCGAGAAAACAAGAAGAACAGUCGUCUGGGGUCUUUGUAUGAGUUGGAUAAGCAAGUCAAAGCCAUUGAGAGGUUCAUGCGUCGAUUAGAGUUCCAUCUCAGUAAGGUGGAGGAACUGUAUGAUGCGUACUGCAUACAGCGGCGACUGCGGGACGGAGCAAGUAAGAUGGUAGCAGCAUUUAACUCUGCCACCGGCAGCAAGGAGGCCCGAGAAAGCCUGAGUGAAGCCAACAAGGGUUACAGGGAAUGUACAGAGCACAUGUGUUCUCUAGAGAACGAGCUGGAGAGCCAUAUGGGAGAAUUUCAUGUCAAGAUGAAGGGCCUAGCCGGAUUUGCGCGUCUGUGCGCUGGUGACCAGUAUGAAGUCCUGAUGCGCUAUGGGCGGCAACGCUGGAGGCUCCGGGGCCGCGUGGAAGUCAGCAACAAGCAGAUGUGGGACAGCGACGAGUACAUUUUCCUGCCUCUCGUCACUGAGCUUCUAUCAAUCAAGGUUACGGAGCUUAAGAGCCUGGCCAAUCACGUGGUGGUGGGCAGCGUGUCCUGCGAAAUGCUGGACCUGUUCUGCCCGCUCCCCCAGACGCUCGCCGUGGACAUCAACGACCUGGGGACGGUGAAACUGAACCUGGAAGUCACCUGGAGUCCAUUUGAUAAGGAUGACCAGACAUCAUCGUGCAGUACCGUUUCCAAGCGGCUGCUGUCCAAUCAGAGCCCUCCAGACACGCCGUCCAUGCGAGAGCAGGUGUUCUAUUCCCUACUGAAGCGCCAGGGAGAGAUGGAGAACGGAACUGUGUGGUCCAACUCCUCCGAAUCCUCUGACGACUCCUCCAGCCCGGCGCUGGCCCACCACACUCAGAGGCUGACAGCCUCCAACAUGCUGCAAACCACUCUGACCACUCAGCUGUCGCUCGCACCGCACAAGUCCAGCGCUUCCACGCCCUCGCUGUCGUCCAACCAGGAGGAGGACGAAACCGAGGGCGGGGAGGUUUUCCCUCCGACGGACGCGGUGCCCAACGGCCACCUGCAGACUUCCUGCUCUCAGAGCGCGGCGAGGAGCUCGGACUGUGCUGCGGCCGACAGGGUCUCGGUCCAGUCGGAGGAGCUGGGCUCUGAGACCUCAGCAGAAAUCUGCUGCUCCUGCCCCGAGGACUCCUCUGCAGCCCAGAGCGCUGAGCUUUCAGCCUCAGAGGCAAACGGUGAUCCACCAGAGGAGGCAUUGAAAGAGGCAGAAAAAGAGGAGGGCCCCGGUGAAGCUGCAGAAAGACACGCGGUGGAGCAAAGUGAGCCCCUUCAUUCCGUCCAGGACCUAAAGCGACAGGAGGACACUCCAGCGGCUCCUUUUCCCGCCUCGGCCAGCUUCACUCAGGAGGUGGAGACUGCCCUCGAGAGCUUCGACUUUCUCAACUACUCCGAUAUUGAUGAAGGUGACGAAGAGCAGCAUGAAAAGGAGGAAAAAGAGGAAAAAGAAGAGCCGGAGGGCAAAUGUGAAGAGGACCAAAAUAAAACAGAGGAGGAGGAGAGAAUGGAGGAAGAAGAAAAGAAACCGGAGCACUUCUGUGAUGAAGAGGAGGCAGAUGGUCUGGAGAUCCUGAUGGAAGCUCCAGAAGGAUUCAGGAACUCGGAUGAAGAUCGUUUCUCUGAAUCACAGGACUCAAACGUGGAUGAUCUGCUGGAUUUGGGUCAGGUGGACAUUCCUGAGGAGAAAGAAGAGCACUGCAAGGAAAAGGGAGACGAAGAGGACGGAGAGGAAACCGAACAGCAAGAGCGUCCAUCCACUCCCAGCCAGCUGGGCAAUGCUGUCCUCCAAUGA